Eutrema salsugineum is the source of this 1408-nucleotide messenger RNA. RefSeq lists its product as uncharacterized. Bases 117 to 1142 code for a protein of 341 amino acids. Gene Ontology annotation, biological process: response to desiccation. NCBI's taxonomy places the organism in Eukaryota, Viridiplantae, Streptophyta, Magnoliopsida, Brassicales, Brassicaceae. Gene Ontology annotation, cellular component: cytosol. The record is from RefSeq and is a predicted model, not a curated record. The transcript is spliced from 5 exons.
GUUAAUAUAGUUCAACGAAUCCAACCAUUUCCACAAACUUCAAUCAUUUGUGACUCUUGGAGCACUCUCUUCUCUCUCUGUGUGACUCACAUUCAUCCAAACUCUCCAGCUUAGGUAUGUCGACAUCUGAGGAUAAACCGGAAAUUGUCAACAGAGGUAUGUCGUCUUAUGAGGAUAAACCGGAAGUUGUCAACAGAGGUAUGACGUCUUCUGAGGAUAAGGUAGAAAUCGUCGAUAGAAGUCAGAAGGAGAAGGAGGAGGAAAAAGAAGAAGAAGGGAAAGGUGGAUUCCUCGAUAAGGUGAAAGGUUUCAUUCAUGACAUUGGUGAGAAAAUCGAAGGAACCAUUGGGUUUGGGAAGCCAACUGCUGAUGUCUCUGCGAUUCAUAUCCCUAAGAUCAACCUCGAGAGGGCAGACAUCGUUGUAGAUGUGCUCGUGAAGAACCCGAAUCCAGUUCCCAUCCCUCUGGUCGAUAUUGACUACCUGAUCGAGAGCGAAGGGAGGAAACUUGUUUCUGGAUUGAUCCCGGAUGCUGGAACUCUCAAGGCUCAUGGAGAAGAAACAGUGAAGAUACCAUUGACUUUAAUCUAUGAAGACAUCAAGAGCACUUACAACGACAUUAACCCCGGGAUGAUCAUACCUUACAGGAUCAAGGUUGAUCUGAUUGUUGACGUGCCAGUGUUGGGAAGACUGACAUUGCCGAUGGAGAAAUGUGGAGAGAUCCCAAUCCCAAAGAAACCUGAAGUCGAUAUCGAGAAGAUAAAGUUCCAGAAGUUUUCUUUGGAAGAAACUGUGGCGAUUCUACAUGUGAGGCUUGAGAACAUGAAUGACUUUGACUUGGGGCUCAAUGACUUGGACUGUGAAGUUUGGUUGUGUGAUGUAAGCAUUGGGAAAGCAGAGAUCUCUGACUCGAUCAAGCUUGACAAAAACGGAAGUGGGUUGGUUAAUGUGCCAAUGACAUUCCGACCAAAGGACUUUGGUUCUGCGGUUUGGGAUAUGAUCCGUGGUAAAGGAACUGGGUACACUAUCAAAGGUAAUAUCGAUGUUGAUACACCAUUUGGAGCUAUGAAGCUUCCCAUUAUCAAGGAAGGUGGGGAGACCCGUCUGAAGAAGGAAGAUGAUGAUGAUGAUGACGAUGAAUGAGGGAUAAGGAAAAGAGCUCAAGAGGUUAUGUAUUGAAUCUUCGAUCUUUAAAAAUAUUUAUAAGAUAAAUGAAAGACUUAUCUGGUUUGUGCUUUUGACCACCAAUGGAUCAGACAUUUGAAUAAUGCUGUCUUUUUUUGGACAUCAUUUAUCAUUGUGAUCCGGUUCGCUUGAUUAUGUUUUGUUUGAACCGGGUUUGGAAUCGAUCCUUACGGGAUUAGACAUAUCUGGCUAUUACGUAAUUCUCAUUGUGAUUGUUGAUUACA